Messenger RNA from Labrus mixtus (cuckoo wrasse), 4057 nucleotides. RefSeq names its product DIS3 like exosome 3'-5' exoribonuclease (gene dis3l). The record is from RefSeq and is a predicted model, not a curated record. Gene Ontology annotation, biological process: rRNA catabolic process. Gene Ontology annotation, molecular function: RNA binding; 3'-5'-RNA exonuclease activity. Lineage: Eukaryota; Metazoa; Chordata; Actinopteri; Labriformes; Labridae. Bases 115 to 3276 code for a protein of 1053 amino acids. The transcript has 18 exons. Gene Ontology annotation, cellular component: cytoplasmic exosome (RNase complex).
CGUGCUUGCCAGGCGCGCACUUCCCUGAACUGUAGGGUGAAUGUUUACAAGUUUCGCUUCCCGCGUUAUGCUAAAUAAAAGAGCUGGCUGAUUAAAUUCGCUCAUUCCUGAGUGAUGAAGAUGAUAAAGACGGAGAAGAUUCUUCACCUGAAGAGCUGCCGGGGCCGGAAGGUCCGUGUGGUCCGGGAACACUACCUGAGAGAAAAGGUUCCGUGCUACAGCUCUCUGUGUCAGGCGGACUGUGAGAACGGCGGUAAGGUGCUUCCAGGAGACGUGACUCACUACGUGGUUCCUGACGUCGGCGUGGUGCUCGAUUAUCUGGAGAUUUUGGAGUUCAGAGAGCUGCAGGGCAUCGUGUUCACGCAGACCACCUGUCAGGCCGUGCAGCACCACAAAGGACGCAGGCAGUACAACCGUCUGAGGAACCUGAUCAAAGACCCUCGACAUGACUGCGUCCUGUUUGCCAACGAAUUUCAAGAGUAUUCGUACUGUGAGCGGGACAAGGGGGAGAGCCAGGAGAGGUGGCACACCAGGUGUGUGUACGCUGCAGCAGUGUGGUACCAUGACCACCUGGCAGGCAUGAUGGAUGUGGUGAUGAUCACAGAGGAUCAGGAAGCCAUCGCUCGGUACAGCAGCCUCAACUGUGGAGUGUACGUCAUCUCGACCCAGGAUUUUUUGCAGAACUUCUGGCCCGACCUGCAGGCAGCUCACGAUCUGUACAGCUCGAUCUCUCAGGCGCUGCAGGAGAAGGAGAGCGAGAGCUCGCAGAAAGAGUUCAGCGAACAUCUGCCCGCUGAGGUCCUGGAGGCCGGAAUCAAGUCCGGGCGUUACGUCAAGGGAUCUCUGAAUGUCAGUAAGCACCGCGCUCAGAACGAAGCUUCGCUCCUGACCGACGGUUUGUCCGAUAAGAACAAAGAUCUGAGUUGGGGCGUGAUGGUGUUCGGUGUGAAGAAUCGCAACCGGGCGGUGCACGGCGACGUGGUUGUGGUCGAGUUGUUGCCGAAGAGCGAGUGGAGAGGGAAGGUCACGGCUCUGAGUGAAGGUCAGGGCGAGGAGAAGAGCGCAGAGGAGAACGAGAGUAAACCAAUGCCCACAGGUCGCGUUGUGGGGAUCCUGCAGAGGAACUGGAGGGACUACGUGGUAACUUUUCCUGCUAGAGACGGGACUCAGUCUCAGAGCAGGAACUCUCAGAGAAUCCUGGUUGUACCCUGGGACCAUCGAAUCCCCAAGAUCCGCAUCAGUACUCAGCAGGCUGACGCCCUGCAGGAUCACAGAGUGGUGGUGAGGAUUGACUCGUGGGAAAGCACGUCUCUCUAUCCUAACGGCCACACCGUGCGGGUGCUGGGUCGAGCCGGGGAGCUGGAAUCGGAGAUCCAGACGAUCCUCAUAGAGAACUGCAUCCACGUGCCUCCUUUCUCAGACGCACAGCUGAGAGAGAUGCCGGUGAACUCUCUGGAGAAGCCGUGGAGGAUGGAUCCAGCCCAGGUGGCGGAGAGGCGUGACCUCAGGGGGACUCACCUGGUGUUCAGCAUCGACCCGCGGGGCUGCGAGGACGUGGACGACACGCUGUCCAUACGCAGGAUCGCCGGAGGGAAGCUGCUGGAGCUCGGCGUCCACAUUGCAGAUGUCACUCACUUUGUCACAGAGGGCUCACUCACGGACCUGGAAGCCCGGACAAGAGCUACCACCUACUACCUGGCGGACCGCAGGUACGACAUGUUACCUGCUGUCCUCAGUGCAGACCUCUGCUCUCUGCUGGGAGGAGUCGACAGGUAUGCCAUGAGCGUGCUGUGGGAGCUCGAUGCAGAAACCCUCGCCGUCACUAAGGUGUGGUACGGUCGCACAAUCAUCCGCUCCUCCUACCAGCUCCACUACGAGCUCGCUCAGGCGCUCCUCAACGGAGAGGAGGCCGAGGUACCCGAGCUGACCGAGCUGACGUCUGAGGAGAGGGAUGCUAAGCUAGCUCAGCUCACUAAGGCUCUGGAGAUGCUAACACAUGUAGCCAGACACCUGCGGGCUCAGAGGGACAAAGGGGGCGCUCUCGAGCUGGAAGGGGUGGAGGUUCGAGCCCAGCUGGACGAGGAGAAGAACAUCACGGCGCUAGUCCCUCGGCAGCCCCUGGAGGUCCAUGAGACGGUGGCAGAGUGCAUGAUCUACGCCAACCACUGGGUGGCGCGCAAGAUCCAGGAGACGUUCCCCCAUCAGGCCCUGCUCAGGUGUCACCCCCAACCACGGGAUGAUUUCUUCAACCAGCUGCUGGAGAGCGCCUCGGCCGGGGGGUUCACCAUCGACACCAGGACCAACAAGGCCUUAGCGGACUCUCUGGACCGGGCUGUGGACCCUCAGGACCCGCUAGUGAACAGGCUGCUGAGGAUGAUGGCCACCACAGCCAUGUCCCAGGCUCUGUACUUCUCCACUGGUCUGCUGUCCCAGGACAAGUUCUACCAUUACGGUUUGGCUCUGGACCGGUACACACACUUCACCUCACCCAUCCGUCGCUAUGCUGACAUCGUGGUGCACCGUCUCCUCAGUGCCGCCAUCGCCAUGGACACGACGACGGCGGAGCCUGGUAACCCGAUGGCAGGUCACAAAGAGCUGGAUGAAACCGCUCAGCACAUCAACAACAAGAACCGGGCAGCCAAGCGGGCUCAGAAACUGUCCACCGAGCUGUUCCAGUGUCUCUUCUUCAAAGAGAGAGACCCUCAGACUGACCCGCACUGUGUGGCCAACGCCGUCAUCUACGCCAUCCGAGACAACGGCGUGCUGGUGUUUGUCCCAGAGUACGCCGUUAAAGCUCCCGUCUAUUUGAAGAACCGGGAGGGUCAGGUGGUCUCUGCAGGAAAGGACGGCGGCUGUGAUUGGCAGAGUGGCUCCGUGAGACGAUCCUCAGACCACAUCAGCACCACCUCCAUCGGCGGCACCUCCGCCUUCAGGCUGUUCGACCACAUCACAGUCCGUAUCUCUGUCCGCUCCACAAACUUCCACGCAGACAGCUUAAACCUCGAGGUCAUCAGCAACAAACCCCACAGCAGCGACGAGCCCGAGAAGCCCCGCCCACAGGGUCGCAGCAACCUGGUGCAGGCGGUGGUGCGUCUGGCCGAGGAGGCUAGCCAGCAGGCGCAGGAGAAGGAGGCGAGGAGGCCCAAACUGUCCAAGGAGGAGAGGGAGUACCGGCAGAGCAAAACCCCCAACCUGUACUCUCUGCUGGAGGAGGUGAGGGAGCUCGCUCUGACGGACCUGGAGACGGCUGCACAGGUGUGUACAACGACUGCUUAGAGCUGCGGGGAACAGGAAGUGACGGACGCUGUAGAAGAGCUGUCUCAGAUUCUUCAAGCAGGAGACUCUUUGUGUUUUUGCUGAUGUGGAUUGUUUCUUUUUUCUAUCGUCAUGACAGAUUUGUAGUUAUUUUUUUAAAAUAUAUUUUUGGGGCUUUUUGUGCCUUCAUUGUAGAGACAGGACAGUGAGAGAGCAGGGAAAGACGUGAGAAAAGAGCCACAGGUUGGAUUUGAACCCGGGCCGUCCGCUUGUAGGACUACAGCCUAAGUGCAUGGAGCGCCCCACAGAUUUGUAGUUAUUUAUGAAACUUUUUUGUAAUCUGAAACCUUUACAAGCCAUUAUCUAUGCUGCUUUUCUUUGGGGUCAGGGGGGCUGGAGCUGAUCCCAGCUGUGAUAGGGUGAGAGGCGGGGUUACACCCUGGACUGUUCACCAGCCAAUCACAGAGCUGACAUAUAAAGACAGACAACCAGCCACACUCACAUUCACACCUACAGACAAUUUAGAGUCAGCAGGUAACCUAACGAGCAUGUCUUUGGACUGUGGGAGGAAGACGGAGAACCCGGAGAGAACCCACACAUGCACGAGGAGAACAUGCAGACUCCACACAGAGAGACUCCUGUCAGACGCGGAUUCAAACCAGGAACCUCCUCGCUGUGAGGCGAUGGCGCUAACCACUCCUUUCGACCAUGGAGGGGGCGCUCCUCUUUACUCCAUGUAAAAAUGUGUAAUAAAUUGCAGUCUAAAUGUUUCCUUUGAUAUUAAAUGAGAGAACAGAUAUUU